This is a messenger RNA of Fusarium verticillioides 7600, 789 nucleotides long. RefSeq lists its product as hypothetical. NCBI's taxonomy places the organism in Eukaryota, Fungi, Ascomycota, Sordariomycetes, Hypocreales, Nectriaceae. The coding region runs from base 1 to 741 and encodes 246 amino acids. The transcript has a single exon. The record is from RefSeq and is a predicted model, not a curated record.
AUGGGCAAGUUCGAUAACGCUAUCAAGGCUGGCCAGACCGCCAUCGAGCUCGGCAACACUGCUAGAUCCUUCGCUGGGGCGACCUCCGAAUUCCGCGCCGCGGACAAGAAGGAAAUUGGUCGACAGGCUGGUCGUCACGCCUUCAACGAGGGCGCCGAGACCGGAAAGACCAUGGGCAAGACUUGGCUCAAGACCUUUGAGACCGUUCCUCGUAUGGUCUGUCGAGGUCUCCAGUUCCUCUUCGCUAUCAUCGCCUGCGGCUUCUACGGCCAUCGAGUCGAUAAGGCUCAAGACACAGAUUAUGGCUUCUCGCCGGAAUGGUACUUCGCUCUCGUCGUCGCUGGCCUCUCAGCCACUACCGCCAUUCUCUUCGUCAUCCUCACUCCCCUCGGCGCCCUUCCCCUCAUCGGCAGCAAGCUCAAGCUCGUCAAGACCUAUCGCGCAUUUGCUUGGGAUCUCAUCCUCUUCAUCACCUGGCUCGUCGUCUUCGGAAUCUUCGCUGGCAUCUUCCUCCACCGAGACAGCGAAGACAAGUACAAGGGCGCUAGCACUGGUGCCAUGAAGACAGCCGUGUGGAUCGACCUAGUCAACUCCAUCUUGUGGCUCACCUCGGGUGUUUACGGUUGCAUCAAGACUUUUUUGGGCGACAAGGCGGACGAGAUGACAGACAAGGUCGGACAGAAGCUGUUUACCAAGAAGCAGAAGCCAGCUAAGGAGGUUGGCUAUGCCGAAAGUGUCUGAACACUGGCAAAACAGUUACAUCGGGGUUUUCAUGUUUUUAUUACGCAU